Molecule: messenger RNA, 1173 nt
Organism: Trichoplax adhaerens
Lineage: Eukaryota; Metazoa; Placozoa; Uniplacotomia; Trichoplacea; Trichoplacidae
Exons: 1
Coding region: 1-1173 (390 amino acids)
Biological process (GO): G protein-coupled receptor signaling pathway
Cellular component (GO): membrane
Molecular function (GO): G protein-coupled receptor activity
Source: RefSeq, a predicted model, not a curated record
AUGGAAAGAUUGGCUAUUUUAAGUGAUUCUCUCAUUUCUAAGUUUUUAGUAUGGACCUGUGGACCAUUAGGCUUGAUCUUCAAUUUAUAUGUUUUUGUAAAGUGUAUACGUAAUUUAGCAUAUGGAAGGAAAUUACGUGCGUUAAUAUUUGUCAGUCAAGCAGGUAGUCGAUUAACCGAUACUGGUAGAAAAGUCGGUAAUAAAUAUUUACCCAAUAUUAGUAAAGUGGCUUCUUUGUUGUUCCUUAGCUUAUCUAUAGCAGAUCUUCUAUCGUCUCUUUAUCUGUUAUCUUUAGCUUUAGCGGAUAGCUAUUAUUCAAGCUUAAAUUAUACUCUUAAAUCUGAUGGUUAUAAAGGCACAAAUCAUAAUUCAACUUUAUACAGCCAUAAUCAAAGUGAUACAGCUAGCCGAAAAAACGCCAGCAUUAUAUCCCCAUUGGCCAAUCAAUGGAUAAGUAGUCCGUUAUGUUUAAUUUUACGCUUUCUAACAGUAACUGGACCGAUAGCAUCUGCUUUAACGACUUUUAUGAUAACAGUAGAUCGAUUUUUUAUUGUUGUUUAUCCACUUAAAGUCAGCUUGAAAUUAAAUUUAUCAAGAGCCCUAAAAUGUUGCUGUGGUAUUUGGUCAUUAUCUAUAAUAUGUGGUAUUGCAACAUGCAUUAUUGCUACUUAUACAGUUCAAGGGACGUUUAACGAUGUUAGUUGGUAUAAUCGAUUAUGCAUCAUAGACGAUGCUAGCAAUGGUUAUGUGUUACCUUACGUUGUAUUUCUAGGGCUAGGUAUAUUUUUAACGUAUAUAUCAAUUGCUAUAAUUUAUAUCAUCACCCUUGCUAAAAUUCAUAAUAUUAAUGCCCAAAAUAAGCAUAAUCGGUUACUCAUCGGCACCAAGCGAUCUGAUAACCUUGAGCUAGGGGUUAUUAUUACUGGUUUGAUCGUGGCAGCAGGUGUAUUAUCAUGGAUGCCAGCAGGAAUCUCAUCCGCUCUAUUUGCCGCUAGAUUAAUACCUUAUCAUCAAGAGAUUGUAUCUAAUUUUGCAACUAUAACCACAUUAAUAAUGUCUGCUAAUUGCCUCGUAAAUCCAAUUAUUUUUAUUAUUUUAUCCAGAAGAAUUAAGUCGACGAGAAAUAAGCGGAAACAGCGCCAUCAUCGAAAUAAAAUAUUGCCAUCCUUCUAA